This is a messenger RNA of Neogale vison (American mink), 1468 nucleotides long. It is a transcript of the gene CLXN, whose product is annotated as EF-hand calcium binding domain 1. Lineage: Eukaryota; Metazoa; Chordata; Mammalia; Carnivora; Mustelidae. The record is from RefSeq and is a predicted model, not a curated record. Gene Ontology annotation, molecular function: calcium ion binding. The coding region runs from base 113 to 751 and encodes 212 amino acids. The transcript has 6 exons.
GCGCGCGUAGUGGGGGAGAGUCCGCCCAGCUGCCCCAGACCCAGGGCAAGAAAGGGUCGCGUUAGCCGGGCGCCCCUAGACACCCGCCGCUGCCCAAUUCCCUACCGCCGGCAUGAACCGCAAGAAGCUGCAGAAGUUGACGGACACCUUAAUUAAAAAUUGCAAGCACUUUAGUAAAUUUGAAGUAAACUGUCUUAUAAAUCUUUUUUAUAAUUUGGUGGGAGAAGUAACAGAGCGGCAAGGUACCACCAUUGGGCUAGAUCGUAAUGCAUUUCGAAACAUCCUGCACGUGACAUUUGGAAUGACAGAUGACAUGAUUAUGGACAGAGUAUUCCGAGGUUUUGAUAAGGACAACGAUGGCUGUGUAAACGUAUCAGAGUGGAUUUAUGGAUUAUCAGUAUUUCUUCGAGGAACUUUGGAAGAAAAAAUGAAAUAUUGCUUUGAGGUGUUUGAUUUGAAUGGUGAUGGAUUCAUUUCAAAGGAGGAAAUGUUCCAUAUGUUGAAGAACAGUCUACUCAAACAGCCAUCUGAAGAAGACCCUGAUGAAGGAAUCAAAGAUUUGGUUGAAAUAACACUUAAAAAAAUGGAUCAUGAUCAUGAUGGGAAGCUGUCUUUCACAGACUAUGAACAGGCUGUAAGAGAAGAGACCCUUCUACUAGAAGCUUUUGGACCAUGUCUUCCUGAUCCAAAGAGUCAUAUGGAAUUUGAAGCUCAAGUAUUCAAAGAUCCGAGUGAAUUCAAUGAUAUAUGAAUACCUAAAUGUGUUGUCUCAAGUGAGUGAAAAAAGAGGUGCAUGCAUGUUGUUUAUUUUUUCCACUUAGCUCAGAAAGAUGGUGUCGAAUUUUGUGCUUGCGCUGGGGAAUGGGACUCACCAACAUGUACCAUUUAACUAUGGUGCAAGAUGCAAGUGAAAUAAAUAGAAGACAGUAAGUCCCUUAUUAAGUAUUGGGUUUGGCAAGACAAGUUCACAUUGCCACAUAUUUUAUCACAUAGACUAUUUGUUGAAGCUUAUAACUACCAUAAAACACUUGUAUUAAUGAAAUGAGUAGAGAUUACAUAAUCACAGAUUAUUGAGGCAAAUAUUCUUCAUGUCAGAAAAAUGCUGGCUAUACAUUUAAAAGUCAGUGAAACUACUGAAUUUCCUUUGGAACAGUAAAUAAUGAAGACAGCAUUUAAAAAAUAAUAACAGUGACAUUUAGCACAUAAAUACCUGUCUGCUAGGCAUUGAGGGACAUUCAGAGAGCUGAAAGCAAUAUAUACCUACCUCAAUAUAAUGCAUACUAUUGUUUGGGAUUUUGCCCGAAUAAUAUGCAUAGACAGUAAGCAACUGAGGGCAGGGAUCCCUACACCCAUCAUUGUGUCUGUCACAGCAGUUAGCAGAGUCCUCUGCACAGAAUGGGUCCCCAGUAAACAUUAUGGAUAGAAAAUUACAAAAUGUUACCAGAUAAAUCCAAAUUCUUGCUGAUCA